Messenger RNA from Ahaetulla prasina, 1137 nucleotides. RefSeq names its product transmembrane protein 114 (gene TMEM114). Bases 1 to 636 code for a protein of 211 amino acids. Gene Ontology annotation, cellular component: apical plasma membrane. Lineage: Eukaryota; Metazoa; Chordata; Lepidosauria; Squamata; Colubridae. The record is from RefSeq and is a predicted model, not a curated record. The transcript has 4 exons.
AUGAAAGUUACACUGAACAGCGUUUCUGUGUUUGCAGUCUUGGCGAGUGUUUUAAGUCUCACCUUCCUGGUGGCUGCCCUGGCCACAGACUUUUGGUACCAAAUCGAUGCAUCAGGAUUGGAGGUGUUCGCCAACCAUACAGGUAGCUUGAAGUCCCAUAGAGGUCUCUGGAGGACUUGCCAAUUUAAUAGGACAUGCUUCCCUAUGGUAAACCCGUUCAAGUCUAAGACCGCAAACAUGACAACUUCGCGGAAGAACAUCCUGUACCUUCACGGGGCAUUUGUGGUCCUGCUGCCUCUAAGCCUCAUCAUCGUGGUCUUUGGAGGAAUGGCGGGUGUCCUUAGCGUCUUCACCCAAGGCUUCUGCCUUCUGCUGUUCACCGGGGUGCUCUUUCUUCUAGGAGCUCUUGUUACCCUCCUCGGGGUGAGCAUCUACAUCGCUUAUUCCGCUGCCCUCUUCAAGCACGUGGCGUCUUUCCAGGGAAGGAAGAACCUCAUGGAAAAUCUCAACAUCCAGUUCGGCUGGUCUUUGGCUUUCGCCUGGGUCUCCAUCGGCGCAGAGCUUCUCACCGGCUUGGCAUAUGUUCUCCUGGCCAAGAUGGUGGUCCAGAAGCGACGGUGGGAUAAUUUCAUCUGAGGGUGUCGGAGAUGGUGCUCUUCACGGCUCUUACCAUCCCUGGCCUCUUCUUGUCUCUUUCUCAUCACUGCCUUGAGCUAAGUUGAAGUCACGCUCCAAGGUUUUUUUGCCACUGCUUCUAGUAGCUGGGAAUUUUCAGCCAAAACUUUAGAUCAGAAGUCCAAAGGGACUUGUGCAGAGCUGUGAGUCCAUGUAAAACAAGCAAAUAAAAAGUAUCUUCAAUUACUGCAUUCCACAAAAAACCCACCAAAGUUUGCUUGAACAAGUUAACACAAUGUCUUUAUUUCGUCUAAUUUAUCCUUCCCCGCCUUUAAAAUUAUUCACUGUAACUUUGGUGCUGCCGGUUAGAUUGGCUAAAUCAGCCUUUCACCCUUCAAUUUCUGGAAAACUUGCCCGUUCACCAUUCUGACUCCUGAAGUUUCAGUCGUUCAUCUUUCUAAGGGCUACCUAGAAAUUUCCUUCUUUUCUUCCUUCCUUCAAUUUUAAAGGAGAGAAAAUCUG